Entamoeba invadens IP1 is the source of this 3753-nucleotide messenger RNA. RefSeq names its product protein kinase, putative. The record is from RefSeq and is a predicted model, not a curated record. The transcript has a single exon. Gene Ontology annotation, molecular function: protein kinase activity; ATP binding. The annotation marks the transcript as partial. Gene Ontology annotation, biological process: protein phosphorylation. NCBI's taxonomy places the organism in Eukaryota, Evosea, Mastigamoebida, Endamoebidae.
AUGAAUAAGUAUUUAAUACAAGUUUACAUACUAAUAACAUCAACUAUCAUUUGUUUUUCAUCUCCACAAAAUUGUAGCUUUUCGAAGACGAUUUCAAAAAAUAUUACAGUAUCCAAUACAUGUACAGCAUACGAUAACGUUACUAUUGGUUUAAUUGCAUCUUCGGAUAUUAUUCAAUUCGAAAUUGUAUCUUAUGCAAAUAUUCAGAUGAAUGGUAAUGUUACAUGUGUAGGAAACGGCUCAGUUGUUCAAUAUGUUAAUUCGAAUUUAAAUUUGACACAAAAAACUUGCUUUUACAAUUCAUCAAAAAUGAUAAUGAGUGAAAAUUCUCAAUUAACAACAAGCAAAGAAACCCUUUAUUUCCAUCUCUCUCAAUUGAUAAUGAAAGACAACGCAACAAUGUUUUUAAAUGGGGAUUUUGCUAUUUAUAACAAUGUUGUAUUUGUUAUGCAUCAAAACUCGUUUAUUAAAACUAAAAAUAAUUUCUAUAUAAAUGAUGCUUCUGAGUUCAUAAUGAAUGACAAUUCAAUGAUAAAUUCAACAAGUAAUUUUUAUAUUUAUUCAAAUCUGAUUAUGAAUUCAUAUUCUAAAAUUAAUGGAGUUGCUUUUUUACAUUUAUACAAAUCACAUAUAACACUCAACAACAAUUCUGAAAUAAACAUUUUAUCAUUUCAAGCUGAAAUCAUAAAGUCGUAUUUAACAUUGAAUGAUCACUCUGAAAUGAAUUUUGCUUCAUACGAAGUUGGAAAUGAAAAAUCUUAUAUAACACUAAACGAUUUUUCAAAAAGUAAAUUUAAACGUUUUUAUGUUCACAAAGGAGGCGUUAUCACACUGAAUGGAAUGACAGAUACAGCACAAAUGACAACAAAAUCAUUACAAAUUGGAAGUUGUUUUUUAAAUUGUGGAAUUUUUGAUAGUAACAUAUAUACAUCAGUACUCAAUGUGACUGGAAAGUCUUUUAUCAGUGUUGAUACCAAAUUUAUUUUUGUCAAGUCGACACUUAUAAUAAACAACAGGGAUAUCAGAGAUCUUCCUGUUGUGUUUUAUUCAGGUUCAAACCCAUUAAAUAUAACCAACUCCACUAUAAAAUCACAAAAUGAUUUUGACGUUAUAUGUUCACAGACAGCAAUAACUAAUACAACUUUAGCUGGUAUUAAGUUGUUAUUGGGUGGUAAAUUAUUGAGAUAUGGCACUUCAAAUAAAUUUUUUUGUCACGUUGAGGGAGUGACAAACAAAAUUAUGAAGUACAGUGAACCAUAUUGUCCAUGUGGUGGCACAGAAGAUUGGUAUAUCACUCCACUUCCAAAUGUGACUUCAUUGUAUGUUGAAAUAAAUCCAACAAAAACAAUUACAAAACCACGAUUUAAAACAAAUGACAAGUUUUCAUCAGAAAGUGUGUCAAUUGGUAACACACAAAUUUCUUUAUAUAAAACAGACAAUUUAGUUCUUGGUAUUUCAACACCAAAAACAGUUGGUAUUAAUUUGGUUACAUUGACAAAGACUGUGCUUUUCGUUUCAGAGACAAAAUUGACAAUUGAAAGCGCACAAUUUAACGCGGCGAUAAACACAAAAAAUGGUAUAAAAAUACUUGAAGUUGUUUUACGGUGCACCAAUGGAAUAUACAACAAAACGUCUCAAAGAUGUGAAGACCCAACUAUUUGUGAUGACAUAAAUUGUAAAUAUUGUCCUUAUAAUAAAAACAGUUGUAUUUCAUGCAAAAAUCAAUUUGCUAAUGUCAACUCUAAAUGCGAACAAAUAACAAAUUGUCAAUUAUUAAUAUCAAAUAGAUGCCUCAAGUGUGCAAAUAAAUUUUUAUUACAAGGUGGGUUGUGUGUAAGUGAUGAGAUUUGUUUACUUGAACAAAUAGAUGGGAAGUGCCAGAUAUGCAACACAAACAAUGGGUACAUUAACAACAAUGGCAAGUGUGUUAAAAGUGAAACAAACAGUGAAGUGAUCACUAACUACAAUAUUGUUUCUUGCAACAAAGGUUUCGUAUCCAAUACAACAAAUUGUUUGAAAUGUAAUGAAUUUUACACAAAUUCAGAAAUAUGUGAAAAUGGAAAGGCGACAAAAUGUGAUAAUUUGAGUGAAAUGAACACAAAUGGAAUAUGCGAAAACAAAGAAUGUGUAAUUCCAAAUGACCAAAAUGGGAGAUGCACAACAACAAUUGAUAAUUGUAAAUAUCUAUCAAAUGGUAAAUGCAACGAAUGUGAAAGUUCGUACAUCUUAAAUAAAAAUAAAUGUAACAAUAACAAAGAACAAAAUUGUAUUGUUCAAAACAAUUUUGGGUGUUUGAAAUGCGAUGAAGAUUAUUAUUUUGAUGAGUCAACAAAACAAUGUGAAAGUUGUGAUUCAAAUUGUUUGACGUGUUUUGAAACAUCAACAAAAUGUCUCAGCUGUUCACAAAACACAUAUUUGUCAAUUUACAAAUGUAACACAAAUGAAGACUUAAAUUUGACGUGUGACCGGUAUGCAAGUUUUGGAAGUGGCUGUGUUGUGUGUAAAGACGGGUAUUAUCGAGUUGGACUUGACUGUUUUGAAUGUGAUUUAAAGUGUGGAAAGUGCCUUAACACAAAUAGUUGUCUCACCUGCAAUUCAACCAAUUACAAAACAACUGGCGGUGAUUGUUUGCCACAAAGUGAUAUUGUUGGGUGUGCUGUGAAUGUCACACAAAGUGGGUGUUCAAAAUGUCAAGAUGGGUAUUAUACAGUCAACACAAAUGAGUGUCAAAAAUGUGAUGAUAACUGCAAUACAUGCACAUUAACAAGCAAUAAAUGCACUUCAUGUGUUGAUUCACUUGUGUUGCUUGCAAAUGGAAGUUGUGUUGGUGUAUCACAAAUAUCUAAAUGUCAAGAAAUAACACAUUCAAAGUGUUCAAAAUGCUUAUUUUGGUACAGCCCAAAUAAAGACGGCACAAUGUGUAGGUCGCAAACUGUUUGGUGGGUCAUUCUUAUUGUUGUCAUGUUUGUACUCAUUGUGUUAUUUGUUCUAAUCGUGACAAUUGUAAUUGUUACAAAGAUCAUUCUCAACAAAGCCCACACACAUAAAAUUGAGAAGACAACAACACUUUUUGCAAUGAACAAAUCCAAUAUCAACUUUGUUCCUCUCCAAGGCGGUGUCUGUGUUUCUUCAAACGUGAUCGACUUGAAUUCAGACAUCGAGCAAAUAGAAGUUAACGAAGAGACGCGGCAGGUGUUGUGUGUUGGAAAUACAAAUAAAACUGCCACCAAAAUACAAUUCACAAUUGCAUCAAACAUCACAAAGUUUACAAUUCGUGUUGAUCCAGAAGUUGUCACACUUAAAAGUAACUUUGCAUGUGAAUUUUCUGUAUUUGUCAAGCCGUUGUGUUCGUGUAAAAUUAACAACACAAUUCAAAUUAUUUCCAAAAACCUCAAAACAAAUAAAGAGAAAUACAACGAAAUCUCACUUGUCGGUGUGACACAACAAUCAACGCGAAUUGAUUAUGACGAAUUAACAGAAGACAAGAAACUUGGUGAAGGCUCGUUUGGUGUUGUUUUUAAAGGAAGUUUCAGAGGAAAUGUUGUUGCAAUUAAAAAGAUGAAAACAGUUUUUGAUGAUAAUAAGUUGAUGGACGAAUUUGAAAAUGAAGUGUCAAUGCUUGACAAGUUUAGGUGUGAGUAUAUCGUCCAUUUCUACGGUGCCGUGUUUAUACCAAGCAAUGUGUGUAUGUUAACCGAAUUUGCACAAUAUGGGAGUUUGCAAGACUUGAUGAAACACAAAACAAGUGAUGAU